AUGCCUCACAAACACAAGAGACGCGGCGAAGCCGACAAAGCCGAAUUCAACCUCCCACCCACAGAGAUCGCAAAAGCACUUCCAGUGCGCGAUCUGAACAAGCCCAAGCCCAACAAGAACGGCAAGAAGGGCGGCAACAAGCCCCAAAACAAAGACCAAAACCAGAGCGCCAACAAAGCGCCCACUCACCGCCGCAAGAAUGCCGCCGAAGACGACACUCCCAAGGCAUUCCUCCGCCUGAUGCAAUACCAGCAAACCGGCCGACGGGCCCCGUCAGGACUCGAGACCGGCGAGCGCACUAACAAGCGCAAGCGCAAUGGCGAAGACACAGCGCAGUCAUCUAAGAAGACUGCCCGGGCGGAAUCACAACCCCAGCCCGCCAAGGAGAAGACUCCCGCCAAGGAGAAGACUGAAAUGCCCAAGAUCAUGCCCGGCGAGCGAUUGGCGGAGUUCGCGGCGCGAGUGGAUCGCGAAAUGCCAUUGUCGCAGAUGACCAAGUCGGUUAAGACGGGCGAUGCCAAGGACAAGGAGCAGCACAAGCAGACGAAGCAUGAGAAGCACUUGCGGCGGUUGCAGAGUGGUUGGCGUGAGGAGGAGGCUAAGAUCCGUGAGCGGGAGCAGGAGGAGCGGGAAGAACGUGAGGAAGAGAUGGAGGUUGAGUUGGCGCAGUGGAAGGAGUGGGAGCUUGAGGCGGCUGGGGGUAAGAAAAAGAAGGCUGCUGCACGGAAGAAGAAGAAGGGGAAGAAUGCCAAUGGGGGUGAUGCUGAUAGCGGUGAUGAUGAUCCUGAUCCUUGGGCGAAGCUGAAGAAGCGUGACGAGGAGCGGAAGAAGAAUCCGUUUGAGGUUGCGCAGGCGCCGCCUCAGUUGGUUAAGCCUCGUGAGAUCUUUAAGGUGCGCGGUGGGGCUAAGGUCGAUGUUGCCAAUGUGCCAGCUGCUGUUGGCAGUUUGAGGCGUCGUGAGGAGCUGGCCGGUGAGCGGAGGAAUAUUGUCGAGGAAUACCGGAAGUUGAUGGCCGCCAAGCGACAGGCUUAG
Messenger RNA from Penicillium paradoxum, 1032 nucleotides. RefSeq lists its product as uncharacterized. The transcript is spliced from 2 exons. The record is from RefSeq and is a predicted model, not a curated record. Bases 1 to 1032 code for a protein of 343 amino acids. Lineage: Eukaryota; Fungi; Ascomycota; Eurotiomycetes; Eurotiales; Aspergillaceae.